AUGCUAUAUCUAAAGAACCCCGACUAUAAUCCUGAUCCUAAUGCCAACACCAGCAUCGAAGGUCUGCGGAAGCUAGCCCGCGAUAUCCUGCAACCUGCUGGCGUCAAGGUUCUCUACGGCUUCUACGGCUCCCAGGUCACCGAGCGAUCCUACCGAGUUAUCCGCGACGGUUUAAAUGAGAACGAGAGCAUUGGCGUGGACGGCGCUCCAUAUGCCGUCGGGGGCGAAUUCACACUCAAUGGUCCACAGGAUAUCAAGAAGCGCGUCAUGUCUACGGGCUUAUAUAACCCGAUGUUCUAUUUCGGCGACUGCAACGAUGCAUGCACAUCCACAUCCAUCUGCCCGCGGCUUCGAUGUGCUGCUGAGUCUAAAGUCAUGGGAAAGGUGUUUGGAUGGACCAUCUCGCGUAAUAGAGCCGAGCAGGCGACUAAGAUGAUGGGCGAAGCUCAUGUCGAUGGCCGCAUUUACGGGUUUGUUGCCACUCACUACUACGAUCACGCUGAUACACGAGCGGCGCUGGGCAUUAUCACUGACUGGUUAGCCAAGAACAAGGACAAGCGAUACCUCGCCACUGUUAACGACCAGCCUUGGUGA
This is a messenger RNA of Pochonia chlamydosporia 170, 594 nucleotides long. RefSeq names its product phospholipase D. Gene Ontology annotation, molecular function: phosphoric diester hydrolase activity. The transcript has 2 exons. Gene Ontology annotation, biological process: lipid metabolic process. NCBI's taxonomy places the organism in Eukaryota, Fungi, Ascomycota, Sordariomycetes, Hypocreales, Clavicipitaceae. The record is from RefSeq and is a predicted model, not a curated record. The coding region runs from base 1 to 594 and encodes 197 amino acids.